Tricharina praecox is the source of this 1283-nucleotide messenger RNA. RefSeq lists its product as uncharacterized. The coding region runs from base 453 to 1163 and encodes 236 amino acids. The record is from RefSeq and is a predicted model, not a curated record. NCBI's taxonomy places the organism in Eukaryota, Fungi, Ascomycota, Pezizomycetes, Pezizales, Pyronemataceae. The transcript has a single exon.
CUCUGCACAUAGAGCAUCUCGGACGCACACCAUCGCACUGUCAUCGCGCGGACCAGUAAGCCAAGGCACUUUACUACACUCAAGCUACGAGGUAUCUCCGCGGUGAAGCCAGCCUCCGUCUCUCAGCCACUCUCCCUCCUCCUUCUCGAUCGGUGCACUGCUGAAGAUGAAGAUGAUUGUGAAGAUUGUGAAGAUGAUGCGAUGAUUGAUGACUGGUUAUCCAACCUUUGAUUUCCUCAAUCUACAGGCAUUGCAAGCCAGCGACACUCUCUUCCGCUUCGAACCGCCGUCGAUGCUGCCAGCACCAAUUGCGCCGGAGCCGCCGCCGCCGAUGCCAUUCGACGAGCUGAUCGGCGUGCCGACUCCUCCGGGGCCACCAGGAUUACUUGCUGCGCUAGCACCAUCCUCGCACUCGCUAUGGGCCCUAUUCAUCAUCCACAGAAUGAUGGGUGAUGAGUUCGGAGUGUGCGCGCGUAUUUGUGAUUGAGUGUGUGUGUUGGGUGAAGUCGCGUCAAGGUGGUUCGGACGGUCGGGGAAUGGUCGGUUGGCGUUGGGGGCAAGGGGGGGAAAGAGCGGAAGAGGACAGACCGUUUCGCUUGCUCUCUUUUUUCUUGCACUGCGGCAGAAGGCGGGUUUACAUACGGCGGGGUUACUUCGGAUUGCGCGGCAGAAAGGGAAGGGGGCGCCGGGUUCGACGGGGAUUGCGGCUGGACCGGGGUCCGAAAUGUGGGGAAGUCUUAAGCAGGCGGCUCCUGCAUGCAGAGGCUUUGUCAGGAAGCAGCGCGGGAUUUAAGCAAUGGCGUUCUGGCCACUUCGACUGGCGAUGGGGGCAGCUGCGCCUAGACAGGGGCGACAGGGGUGCGAGGAGACCGAGACAGCGACCGACGGAGACAGGGCCAGGACCGAGGAGGACGAGGAGGCCCCGUGCGAGUACGGGCUCGGGGCUAGGGAGAGAACGGGGGCGACUAGGGAGCUGUCAGCCCUAUCCGAGGCCAGUGUGGGAAGGGUGCUGGCUGCGGGAUACGCGGCGUCGCGUCCAAGAUGCCAAACAGGUGAUGGACAAGCGAGCAGCCGAUGAUCGCCAUGCCCGAAGGAGGCUGGUGAUUACUGAUCUCUUUCGCUCGCGACGAGACGAGACGGGUUGUGCGGGGUACAUGCCGUAGUCUGGCGACUUCCGGGCGUGCAUGAUGCUGCAAAUGCAAGGCCGUGUUCGCGUAUGCUAAGGGGUGCGCGUCGCGUUCUGGCCAUCUGGGGGCUGGGUGGACAAUCUUGUCUGAUAUAUA